Sinocyclocheilus anshuiensis is the source of this 2058-nucleotide messenger RNA. RefSeq names its product caspase 2, apoptosis-related cysteine peptidase (gene casp2). Gene Ontology annotation, molecular function: cysteine-type endopeptidase activity. The coding region runs from base 305 to 1678 and encodes 457 amino acids. The transcript is spliced from 12 exons. Gene Ontology annotation, biological process: proteolysis; regulation of apoptotic process. The record is from RefSeq and is a predicted model, not a curated record. NCBI's taxonomy places the organism in Eukaryota, Metazoa, Chordata, Actinopteri, Cypriniformes, Cyprinidae.
UCCAUCAUCACCCGCGGAAGUUUGUAGAGAGAAUCAGAGUAUUGUCAGUUAUUUAAAAAAAUACAUUUUCCGGCACGAAUUCUGUCGUUCCGCGUGUUGCCUCGAGAAAUGAGACAAAAAAGAAAAUGAAUUUUUAAAGGAUGAAUUUUGCGUCGAGAACAACAACGCUCGCAUGAAGUGCUAGCACCUUACAGCUAAUAGUAUUGUGUAGCUCGUUGUUAAUUUAGUUUAUUUUUUAUCGGUCAACUUGAUAAACAGCCUAGGAAAACUAUUUUAGCUGAAGCUUAGCAGCUGGCCUGCUUUUAUGAUAAAUGUCAUUUACUGUCAUCUUCACACGGCAAGGACUGUAUCAAAACAGAGGUUCAUCAUGCUGGGAGAGUGUGGCAUGAAAGAAUGGGAGCGACGAGUGCUCAGGCAGAACUCUGUCACAAUUCUGCAGGACUUAGUGGUGGAUGAUCUGCUGAUCCAGUGUCUACAACAAGAUGGAAUUCUUACCGAAAACAUGGCAGAAACCAUUAUGGCUAAACCGACAUCCCAGGGCAAGAGUCGUCAUUUGUUGUUUCUUUUGCCUAAACGUGGCCCUCAAGCUUUUAGCAGCUUCUGUGCUGCUCUUACAGCGACAGAGCAACAGCACCUCAGCAGACUGCUCAUGGACUUCACAGAGAAAGACAAAAGCUUUUCAGAGCCCUCACUGUCUCGUCCAACUCAGGAAUGUGUUAUACCUGUGAAAAGAGCCCGGACUCAUGAGUCCAUGGAGAUGUGUUUGGAUGCCGACUCUCCCGUGACCACAGCUGUUGUUCCCUGUAUGCCGGAAUUUUACCAGUCCCAUAGAUCACAGGCGUACCCGAUGCGCUCCUGUCCGCGAGGGCUGGCCCUGGUGCUGAGUAACGUGAGGUUUGACUCCGCUAACACUGAUUUAGAUGUCCGGAGGGGAGGAGAGGUGGAUGAGGAGACGCUGAGGAGACUCUUUAUGGAGCUGGAUUUCACAGUCAGCCUGCACAAAGACCUAACGGCGGAGGCAAUGCGCAGGUGCCUAGAACAGUUUGCCCAGCGGCAGGAGCAUGCAGAGUAUGACUGCACUGUUGUGUGUUUACUGUCACAUGGAGUUGAGGGAUCUGUCUACGGCACUGAUGGACAGCUGCUGGAGUUGGACUGGGUGUUUGAGGUUUUUGAUAACGCCCGCUGCCCUCUGCUCCAGAAUAAGCCAAAGAUGUUCUUCAUUCAGGCUUGUCGAGGAGAGGAGAUGGACAACGGCGUGGACCAGUUGGAUGGGCAGGAACGGACUCAAUCUCCAGGCUGUGAACAGAGGGAUGCUGGCAGAGAGGGGGAGAGAGACGACAAAGAGAGGGAGGAGAAAGACAGGGAGAGACUGAGAGUCAAACUGCCCCAGAGAUCCGACAUGAUCUGCGGCUUUGCCACCCUCAAAGGUUUCAGCACUGCUGCAAUGAGAAACACCAAGAAAGGGUCCUGGUUCAUUCAGGAACUGAACACCACAAUCAGACAGAGAGCCAACGACACACACCUGGCAGACAUACUUGUGCAGGUGAAUGGUCGAAUUAAAAGCAGAGAGGGAUACGCACCUGGUUCAGCCCAUCAUCGCUGUAAAGAGAUGUCAGAGUUCACCAGUUCCCUCUGUAAAGACCUCUACCUCUUCCCUAAGUACUACCCCAACAACUAGACACACACACACACAAACACACACACACACACACACACACACUCUCCCCAGGCACGAAGCACACACAGAACACACUGCCCUCAAAACUGAUUUUGAUGCAGUAGCGGGAGCUUAGCGCACGUGUGUGUGUACAUCCAUCACCUGCUGCAAGCUCAGCACACAACACACAGAGUCAUGUAAAUCUACUUACACCCAUUCCAUGUGUCAUCUGUUUCACAUCCCUCAGCACAAUGACAGAUUCAUAGGAUGCGUGUGUUAUUUACAGUGGAUUUGCCAAGAUAGAUCAGAUUUUUUAAAACUUCUUGGGUGCACUUAGAAAAUGCAUUAUCACAAACAUUCUCCAUUUAUUCUUUAUUUUUUUGCCUUGCUCUUAACUUUUU